Molecule: messenger RNA, 5686 nt
Organism: Python bivittatus (Burmese python)
Lineage: Eukaryota; Metazoa; Chordata; Lepidosauria; Squamata; Pythonidae
Source: RefSeq, a predicted model, not a curated record
AAAUACAAAACUUGAAAAAUGAAUGACCAAUAUGAGAGAAGUACAUUGAGGUGUUUUGGGUAUAUAGAGAGAAUGAGUGAGGAUAAAUAGAAAAACAAAUAUACAAAGGAAAAGUGAAUGGAUCAAGACGAAACAGCAGCAGCACUGGUUGUCUCCCCCAUUACGGGCAAAACGUUUUUAAUUUUGAACCAUUUGCACUCGUUUAAGCUAACAGGAUCCUUUUCUUUUGGUAGAACUGCAAUAUGGAAUUUAUACACAGUUCCAAGGAUUGCAGAACCUGUAUGGCUUACUAUGAUGUCCUGUGCUUCAGAAAAGAAUCUGUUAUGCCAGCACUUUCUCAAGGAAUUUGCUGCUUUGAUAGAACAGAGCAGCAAAAACCAGUUUCUUGCUGCUCUGUUAACAGCAGUGUUAACCUAUCACUUGGCCUGGGUCCCUACUGUGAUGCCAGUUGAUCAUCUCCCCAUCAGGGCUUUCUCUGAGAAGCAUGCCUCCUCAUCUGUGAACAUGCUGGCAAAAUCACAUCCCUACAAUCCACUUUGGGCACAGCUUGGUGAUUUAUAUGGUGCUGUAGGUUCACCAGUCAGAAUGACAAGGACAGUAAUUGUUGGAAAACAUAAGGAUUUUGUUCAGCGCAUACUCUAUGUCCUCACAUAUUUCUUACGGUGCUCUGAGUUGCAAGAGAAUCACCUGAUCUGGAAUGGGCAGGUUGGCAGAGGAGAGCAAGCUGUGAAUGGUAGCAAAAUUAUGACAACACUAGAAAAGGGAGAAGUUGAAGAAUCCGAUUAUGUGGUUGUCACAAUUCAAAACGAACCUGCUCUUGUACCGCCUGUCCUGCCUCAAAAGAGUGAUAGUGAUGCUGCUGCUGCUGCUGCUGCUACUGGGAAAUAUGAGGGCUGCUUUGAAUCUGCCUGCUUCAAGGGCAAGCAUGAGAGGCUGAAUGCUGGAUGCAGUUCUGAAGCAUCCCCUUGCUUCUCCAGAGUUGGUUCCCCAAAAGGAAUUGUAGGGGAAGUUAAAAAGGGGAAAGCUGUAGCCAAUUCAGAACCCAUAUGUGGAAGGCAUGAUAAAUUAGAGGAUUUAACUGCAAGAAUGAAUGAGGGCAAGCAGCACAGUGUAACGGGACAGUUGUUUCACAACUUGGCAGCUGUUCCACAUCCCAAGAAGAUUGCCCAGAUGUAUUCUCAAUUGGAAAAGGUUACCUUCCAGAUUGGAAGCUCCACCUCACCAGAAUCUGAUUCUGAAAGCCAAAGAACGGAAGUAAACAAAACUAUGGAGAAACGCAGGAGUAAAACUAAACCUCUAUGUGCCCUAUCAAGUCCGGUACAUAUAACAUCCAGGACCCCACAAGAGAAAUCUGACUUAUGUCUUAAAGCCUGUACUAGCCAGAAAGUUAGUGAAACACAAAUAUCAAGUGCACCUUGGCUGCUGUCAGUUCCACAGUCUGCCAUUCCUGAUAGAAAAAUCAGAACUGUAAACCUGGGAAAACUAGAUCAAGUUUAUAGUACAAGUUGUGAAAACUUUGAAGGAAAUUCUCUUGACUGUGAUUCAGGACGUUCCAUUGAUGUACAGAGGUCUGGCCAAGCAGUUACUAAGAGCAUCCCCUGUGGGGAUAUUGAAAGCAAACACCAUUGUAGAAUGGAAGAGGACAUUCCUAGAAACGAAAGUUCUGAUAGUGCUCUUGGAGAGAGUGAUGAUGAAGGUUGCACGUACAUUCCAGAUGAGCAGUCAGUCAUCUCUGUUAACUGUAGACCUGAAGAACUUUUAGAAGUGGAACUUGCCUUGCCAAGAUCCUGCACGGUCAGCAGUCGAAGCAUGAUACAUUUUGGAAGGUCACUUUUUGGGGGAUAUUGUACCUCUUAUAUGCCUGAUCUAGUGCUGCAUGGAAUAAGUUCUGAUGAACAACUUAAGCAACAUUUAUCAGCUGAGUUGAAUCAUGCCAUAAAUCAUCCAGUACUAGAUGAGCCUAUAGCAGAAGCUGUUUACAUUAUAGCGGAUACUGAUAAAUGGACAGUUCAGGUGGCUACUAGCCAGAGAAAGGUGACAGACAACAUAAAACUAGGCAAAGAUGUCCUUGUCUCCAGCCAAGUAUCAUCUUUAUUGCAGUCUGUUUUACAACUUUACAAGCUUAACCUUUCUGCUGACUUCUGUAUAAUGCACCUUGAGGAUCGCCUACAGGAAAUGUACCAUAAAAGCACAAUGCUAUCUAAAUAUUUGCGAGGACAAACAAGAGUUCAUGUGAAAGAGCUUGGAGUGGUAUUGGGGAUUGAAUCCAAUGACCUGCCUCUGCUGGCUGCUAUAGCAAGUACUCAUUCUCCAUAUGUAGCUCAAAUACUCCUCUAAGUUAAAUACUUUCAGACAAACUCUGUUCUCUCAAAGAUUUGGGAGUGAAGAACAGACACAAAGAGAUAAGCAAUGAAGAGAGUUUGUGACAGCAAUUCAUUGCAUCCCAUUUGGUUUCCUGCCUUUUAUGUGAAUAUUUAUCAGUGGAUUUUUAGUUUACAUGACAUAAAAGAUAUUCAGGGUUUUUAUAUUGUUAUGCAUCCUUGUUUUUUAAUGAAUGAAAGGAUUAAACACUAAUGAUGGGUAAGUUGUUUAUGUGUAGUAGCCAGUUAAACAGAACAUCAAAAAUACAAUUUCCUUAUUGUUGCAUUUGUCAUAUUCUUCUGAAUUUUUCGAAUAAGGAAUUCUAAGCAAAUUAUAUAAACAUAUAUUUUCCUGUGCUUCUAUAAACAAGAUGACCUGUAUGCUUGCCUGCACAGAAUUGCCUCUCUUCAGAAGAAGGGUUCAGAAUUCAGCUACUAGGUAAAACUUGAUUGGUGGCUGGUUCUUCAAAUGGGCAAAGGAAACCAAGAGACCUGCAGUUUUAUUCAAAGAAAAAGAGGAGGAAGAAGAAAUAAUUUUGUGUCAUUAAAUGAAAGUCAGAGAAAGUACUUGAAACUCGCAUAAAGUCUGCUUCAAAUUUACCUUACUGCAUAUGCCACGUCUUGAAGGCCUCAUCUUGAAUUCUAAUUUCCAGGUCAUGUGAAAAUGAAGAUGAAAUAUGGAAAUUUUUCCUGUGCUACCAGCUCCAAAAACUUAGCGUUGACAGUUAAGAACCAAUAUGGUUAUCAACUUUCAUAAACUCUGGGUAGCUUAUUCUGAAUGGUAAUUGUAUCAUUGCCCUGAUAACUUUUUAGUAAACAUGAUUGAUUUUUAGCGUAAAUGAUUGAAAUGUUCAGAAGAAAUUCCAGGGUGGUUAUGUGGGAAGAGUGAGGUAACCAUAAUAACAAUCAAUUAAUUAAGAUAAUUACAGACAUGUGAAAAAUCCCACAGAAUAUUUUACACUAGCUUUCUGGUGCCUUCCAUUGUCCUGAAUCUAAAGAAGAUCAUAGGACCAGGCAUAAAUGACAUCUAUCCCUAUUUGUCUGAAGUAAUAUAUGCAUCUCUAUCCUUGUACAUCUUGGGUUUCAAAUCUAGGAUUUUACUUUGCAGUGGGGAUAGGAACCCUGUAGCCUUUCAAAUGCUGAACUGUAUUCCCCAGCUACCUUACCAGCAUUGCCUCUAGCGAAGGAUGCUGAAAGUUGUAAUUUAGCCAUAUGGGAACCACUGGCUCUCUAUCCCUGAUCUAAAGAUUCAGUUUAGAAGUUGUUAACUUUAUCAAGCACUUUGUAUUAUUAUUACAAGUUAGAAGGGGGUCUUUUAAGAAGGCUCCCAAAUGGUUCAGUGAUGAGAUUAUUUUAUCGUUCUAAUAACAUUUCUGUAUUGGAUAGAACAAUGCUACAUGGAGGUAAAAAGUGUUGGCAAUGACAUAAGUAGUGCUGGUAAUUGUUGAUGCAAAGUUUAUCCAUGUAAUGGCUUAAUAUUCUGCCAUUUCCUUGUUUUUCCUUUUUAUUUGUUGUUUAGUUCUUGCCAAAACUUUCAUUGCAACAUUUAAUCCUCUGAGAUUCUGACAUUCCUGUUUUAUAGCAUCUAGAAAUGUAUCCAUAGCAAAAUUCUUCCGUACCUGCUGCAAACCAGCCUUUUUAAUAAAAGAAACAUAAUUAUUUCUUUUUAAACUGAGGAUCCAUUGUGAAAAAAAAUGCUGGGGCUAGCAAGCAGUUCUUAAAUUUCCUUACACACCUUUUCAGGGUGUACAUACCAUUUGUAUUAAUGCUACAUUAUCCCAGAUAUUAGAUAAUGUUAUCUAAUAAGAUAUUAGAAAAUAGAUAUACUCUUCCUUUUUAAAAAAAACUAUUGAUAGCUUUCAUCAUGUUUACAUUGAAAAAUGGCCCUAGAUUAGGACUGCCUUUUUUAUCUUCUAGGGAAAAUAAACUGUUUUCACUUUUCCACCUAAAAUAGUACUACCUCGGUUAAUUGAAUAAGUUGCUACUCGGGUCAAUUUCAAAUUUCUGCAUUUGUUGAACUUUCUGAAGGAUUGUGCCAGAGCAUUUGCUGGGCAAAAGCUAUACCCAUGAUUAUUCAUGGAUGUUUUUUUAUUAGCAUGCUUUAGUUAAUUUUUUUAUAGUUAAAGUGAUAAAUGUGCAUGAGAAAAACUGAAACUGACAAUAAUAGGAAAUGGUGUCUUCAGUUUAAAAUAUUCUGAAAGGUUUUUAAAUGGUGUAUUAUAACAGUAUUUUAUAUCUAGAAUAAAAAUAAGCAAACUUGGUAGAGUAAGGGUAGGAUUCUGAAAUUGGAGCAAAUAUCUUUAGAUGUCCAUGGGUCAUAUUUUCCAACACAAAGCAUGAGUGAUUUUUUUAAGAAUGGGGGAAUGAAAUGUGGAUAAGUAAUUUGUAAUAUACAUGAUUGCAUUCAAAAUUUUAAAUGUUGAUGUCUGAUAUUUGAAAACUCGCCACAUUCUGGGUAUCUCAUCUGAAAUAAGCUGUUCUGGAACUCCUUAUUUCUUUUAAUUUUCCAAAUUGUUUUCAUCUUCCACCAAACUGAUAAUUGCUGAAGAGGAGUGGACUUUCGAAAUGCCAGAAUAACAGCUGUGCUUUUCAAAGAGCAGCAAUUCUUUCACAAACUGUGUCAAUGAAGUUGGUUACUUGGAUUUAGUGAAGUAACAUGUUACUUAUUAGGGAAAGAAGUAUGGUUCUGUAGGAUGUCUCCAGAGAGAACAUGCAAGUACUCCAUGUGAGUAUGGGUACUAGUGUCAAAUUCUGGAAGCUUCUUACUUUGAUUGUAAAUAGGCAGUAUCACUUGUGUCAAUUUUUUUGUGGCAUUGGUGCAAUAAAUUUUGUUUGUGAAUUCGUAAAACUAACAUUAAAAUAUUGUUUUUCUACUCUGUUCCACUGUCAGACUGAUAGGAUUAUUUUGUGCCUGUUUCAAACAAGGGGGAAAUCCUGCAUUUUCUGUAGUUUUAUAGUUUAUGGCAGCCAAGCUUGGAGCUACACUGUUAACAAAUUAAGAAAUGUCACCUUAAGCAAGACUAUACAUAUUCUAUAUGUUUGUAAGUCUUCACGGCUUGGUUUCAGUUUACAUCACCUCAGUAGUCAGAAGCCAGAAUGCAAAGUGCAAACAGUAAACUGAACAGAGAAGUGUAGAAGGUCAAAAGUGCAGACAGUAAACUAUGAAAAGACUGAGCUGAGUAACAGUAUCAUCUGCUACGAUCUUCUCUAAAUUGAAAAUGUAUUUUUAAUUUAUUUCUCCCAUCAGUAGAUCUUCACCUGGUCUGUCAAAAAAUUGUGUGGCCAAAAAAAAAAAAAAAGCCCUCUUAGCUGGCUGUCUCACUGGC